Balearica regulorum gibbericeps (East African grey crowned-crane) is the source of this 1809-nucleotide messenger RNA. NCBI's taxonomy places the organism in Eukaryota, Metazoa, Chordata, Aves, Gruiformes, Gruidae. The record is from RefSeq and is a predicted model, not a curated record.
CCCUGCGACAGUGCCGAGAUGCAGCUGAAGGUGGACUUCUUCCGCAAGCUGGGCUACUCCUCGGAGGAGAUCCACGUCGCGCUGCAGAAGCUCGGCCUGAACGCCGACACCAACACCGUGCUGGGAGAGCUGGUGAAGCACGGCCCGGCUGAGCGGGAGAGCGCCGAGGCCCCGCCAGAGGCCAAGGAGGCCCCGCUGGUCCCGAGGGGGGGGGCCACGAACAAGACCCCGCCACCGGGGGAGGAGACGGAGAGUGAGAACCUGAAGCCCAUCGUUAUCGAUGGCAGCAACGUGGCCAUGAGCCAUGGAAAUAAAGAGGUGUUCUCCUGCCGAGGUAUCCUUCUGGCUGUCCAGUGGUUUUGGGACAGGGGACACAAGGAUAUUACAGUCUUUGUGCCAUCUUGGAGGAAGGAGCAGCCACGACCAGAUGUACUUAUAACAGACCAGUACAUUCUCCGUGACCUUGAAAAGAAGAAAAUUCUGGUCUUCACUCCUUCCAGGCGGGUUGGAGGCAAGCGUGUUGUCUGUUACGAUGAUCGAUUCAUUGUGAAACUGGCACAUGAGUCUGAUGGCAUUGUGGUUUCUAAUGAUACUUAUCGAGACCUGCAGAACGAGCGUCCUGAGUGGAAGAAAUUCAUUGAGGAGCGUCUACUGAUGUAUUCCUUUGUUAACGACAAGUUUAUGCCUCCAGAUGAUCCAUUAGGGCGACAUGGCCCCAGCCUGGAUAACUUUCUCAGAAAGAAACCUGUGGUGCCAGAACACAAGAAGCAGCAGUGCCCUUAUGGGAAGAAAUGCACUUACGGAAUUAAAUGUAAAUUCUACCACCCUGAAAGGAUCAAUCAGCCCCAGCGCUCGUUAGCUGAUGAACUCCGAGCCAAUGCAAGGUUGUCUCCUACCAGAAGUACCAGUGCCAAGGAGGAGAAAAAGGGCAGAAGAGGUUCCCAGGCAGAGCUCGUGUGCUCUGUGCCCACAGAGAGUGAUAAAAGCUCUUUGCAGAAGGUCCCUGUGGAGAGGAAAAGCUUGACCCACAAAGCAAAGCCCAGCGAUGUUCCGCUUCAGGUCAAAGGCUGUGUGUCAGGCAGUGUUCCUCCUAACAGUGGGAGCCACAGGUCCUCUGACAGGUACCAGCAGCCUCAUAUGGACUCUCUGUCUUAUAUCUCUCAGGAGCAUCUUGACUCAGGCAUCGGGUCUCUGGAGAACCAGCUGUCUGACAUGUGGCCUUACAGAUCUACCAGUCACUGUGACCAUUCCCAUGCAGAUCAGGUGGCAGUCUGCACCUGUGGUAGGCAGAGACCUGUCUACUCGCAUUCUCCCAGCUUGGAGCAGAAUGGUCUGGUCUCUUACAAGCAUGGUUCCCAUAAGUCAUCUUCCUCUGGUGCUAGCUUCUUGCAGUAUAGCCCUGAGAUAUCUCACUCAGGACCACCUCACUCUUUCUCAGGCUAUGGAGUACCUGUACACCCAGCUAAUGCUGCGCAAUACAGUCUGCCCAAUGAGUAUAACGCCCCUCCGCCCCAUUCUCGUGAGUACUGGUCUGAACCGUACCAGAUGGCACCUCCUCAAGUGAGAUCUACCAGUGUGCGAGAUCCUCGUUCAGUACAGAGAGCCCCAGGGCCAGCGUACGGGGAGUCUUGCCAGUGGGCUGUCUCUGACCAGUUUGCGGAGGAGCGGGCCAAUGUGCACGUCAAGCUGUGUGGCAUAUUCCAUCCCCAUUUAGUUGAUGCUGUGAUGAGCCGUUUCCCUCGGCUUCUGGAUCCCCAAAGGCUAGCUGCAGAGAUACUAACGUACAAGUCUCAGAACCCAGGUAUAUAG